This is a messenger RNA of Schistocerca americana (American grasshopper), 6609 nucleotides long. It is a transcript of the gene Nf-YA, whose product is annotated as nuclear transcription factor Y subunit alpha. Gene Ontology annotation, molecular function: DNA-binding transcription factor activity, RNA polymerase II-specific; RNA polymerase II cis-regulatory region sequence-specific DNA binding. Gene Ontology annotation, biological process: regulation of transcription by RNA polymerase II. Lineage: Eukaryota; Metazoa; Arthropoda; Insecta; Orthoptera; Acrididae. Gene Ontology annotation, cellular component: CCAAT-binding factor complex. Bases 381 to 1385 code for a protein of 334 amino acids. The record is from RefSeq and is a predicted model, not a curated record. The transcript is spliced from 8 exons.
UACGUAGAGGUGUCGCCGAAAUUUGAUUUUUCUGUGGAUUUUUGCGUGGAAUUUGGUCAUACAUGGCCCCGUUUGCAUGAAACAAGAUGGGAGGCCAUAUUUGUUAUGUGUAAUUUUGCUCAGGAUGCGCGUUUUAAUUCAUGUUCUACAUUAUGGAAUAUUUUUGUGUUGAGUGCAAUUUUGGUAUUUUUUUAAAUUUUGCUGUGUGCAAUAUGAUGGCGCGAUCAUUAUACCAAAGUCGGAAUUACGGCUGUGGUGAAAUUCGUAGCGUAAGGCGCUUCUCGCCUUUAUGCCCGAGUCCUGGAAAAGUAAAACGCUACUACGAACUUUCCGAAUGUUUGAGAUAGCGACGUCGUUAAUAUUGCAGCUGAAAGCUUGCAAUGGAACAACAGCUAGGAGAUGGCCAAGUUACUGUUAUGCAGGCCGUGCCUGCAGGUGCAGCGGGACAACAAGUUCAGGUUGUACAGGUUAACCAAGCAGGACAAGUAAUACAAGGUUCUAAUGGGCAACAGAUUAUGGUUCAUGCUGUUCCACAGAGCCCACAAACCAUUCAAGUGGCAACACAGGGUGGACAGACAUUGCAGCCAAUUCAAGUUUUACCAGUUUCCAGCUUACAGGGUGGUGCAGGACAACAAAUUGUCAUUCAGCAGCCACAACAGGCACAAAUCAUUCAGACUUCAGAUGGACAAACUUUUAUUUAUCAACCAGUGCAGAUUGAUGGUGGCGUUCAGCAAACAACUCAGCCAACUGUGAUCAACUUGAAUGGAAAUCUGGUGCAGCUGGCAGCAGGCACAGGCCCUGCUGCUGUAACAGCAGCAGCUCCAGCUCCGGUUGUCACAGCAGCAACGCAACAGCAGAUCAACACCACAAGUGCCAGCCCUGCUGCCACAGCUGUUCCCCAGGCUGUGGGUGUCAAUGGGAGUAAUAUUGUAAUGAUGGUGCCGGGUGCAAGUGGUGUGCACCAGUUUCAACGAGUGCCCCUUCCAGGUGGUGCAGAAUUUCUGGAAGAAGAACCUUUGUAUGUAAAUGCAAAGCAGUAUAGACGUAUACUGAAACGCCGUCAAGCCCGAGCAAAAUUAGAAGCAGAAGGAAGAAUACCAAAAGAGCGACCUAAAUACCUACAUGAAUCAAGGCAUCGUCACGCAAUGAACCGCAUCAGAGGAGAAGGGGGCAGGUUUCAUUCAGGCUCAGUGAAGAAGAAACUGGAACUUCAACAGAAUAACAACCUGCAAGUGGAAGCAAGAACAAACAUCAGCAGUGUUCCUGUAACAUCAACUAGUUCACAAGUGGAUGCAGAUAACCUGGGAUCAACACUUGUCAUUGAGGUGAGGCCAUCAGACUGUCAGAAGGCAGGUGGUGAAUGGAAUAUGUUUGACUUGUCAUAGGGCUACUAAUGUUGCACAAGAUGUGUGAAGGCGAAUGCACUCAUCGUAAUGCGUGUCUUCGUGUGUGUGAAAUUUUGUGCAACAAUGAAAUUAAGAUUUGUGAAAUUUUUGUUAGCUCAGUGAUCACAACUGAGAUGUAAAGGCAGUGGUAUUCUUAAACAGUGUUUGAGUUGUGUGGUGUCUCACAGGUGAGAUGCAGCUAUUUAUGACAAUCUGGUAAAUUCAGUGACAACUUGUUUUUUUUUAUAAUAUGAUUGUUCAAGAGGGAGCAGUGAAUACUGCAGCCUGUAUCCACAGAGAAUGAUUAAUAUUAAUCAUGUCUAUCAAAGAAACCUCUUUGUAAAUAAUGGCAGUGGCUGGCUGGGUUUAUUAUGUCAUCUUUACCUUUGCAGGACAGUUUUUAGACGCUCUUAGUCUUCCCUUUAUUUGAGAAGACUACAAAUGACAGUGACUCUCUCUGCUGCUUCGGCAGUUUAACAGUAUUUAUGCAUAUUUUGUGUAGUUUUUAUUCUUGGUUUACAAGACUGUUAAAAAUUUGUUAUGUCAUGUGUGUUAAAUGAAUCCUCCAAAAUGUGUAGAACAAUUUCAAGAGAGUGAAUUGUAUUCGCAUAAUUUUGGAGGAGUGGACUAAAUGUUUAGCAUUCAGCAGUUCAUUGCUGUAUGCUAGAGUAAAUGUAAAUAUUUGUACUUGUAACAUGUGUAAUUUAGCUUGUAGAAUCAUUUUUAUAGUAUUUCAUUGAUUAAUUUAAAUAUGUGUGAUUGGGAAGUGUGCACAUGGAGUCUCUGGAAAUAGACCACAUAAAAAAAUUAAACUUUUUUGUUGUUGUAAUCGGAUAAGUCCUCACUGGGUGAAAACACACAAUUAUUGUCUAAAAGUGUUGACAAGUGCUCAUCAUUGUAUUUUUUCCAUUUUAUUAUAUUCUGGAAUGUCUACAUCCAAGAUAAUUCUUGCCUUUUUAUUUUGAAAAUGUGAAAUCAAUGAUGGGUUAUGUGUUACUGGUCAGGUAGCUUUUCUUUCAUGAAACUAAAGACAAUAAGUUAAAACAAUGGCAGUCACAUUGUGAAACACUCUUGCCAUGCCAGCAUUUCGUCACAUGUCGUAUCCCUGUGACUCAAAAUUCAAUAUUAGCACACCCUUUCCACUGUCAGUUGUUGCUAAACACUGCAAUAGAACCAAUUAUCUGUGAACCAACUGAGGAUACUGUUUCAGGUUCUUUGUUUAAAUGUACUCAUGCAUGCCCAUUGUAAUUAAAAGGUCUAUGCAAUUAUUUGCACAAAUAAAACUUGUAAUUAAUUAGCAGUCACUGUUGAUCAAAAGUUAUUGCUUCCAGCAGUUACAUGGUCUGCUUAGCCAAACUAAAACUGUUUUAACUGAUACAUAAUUGGGACAGAUCUCUUGUCCAUCUUAUGUGCAUUUCGUAUAUGGAAUGAAAAGAAACACUGAUUGGCCACAUAUAGAGUGAGGGCAGACAUUCAAAACCAGAGUUCGAAGAUUUGCUUUUUCUGAUCACACGAAUAAUCGCCACCAUUUAAAUGACUGUUGUUAACUGCACAUACCUGGAGAGAUGUUCAACUUGGCAAGUACUUCAAAAUUUCUGCUUAUCAGUUAUGUACUCCAGUUUCUGAUACCCAGGGCUUAUCAGAAGAGUGAAACUACUAUAAAUGAGAGAGAUGACCAAGAAUGUAAUGAGUUACGGGAUUGCACAGAUUUGCAGAGACUGAUAGGUGCCCUGCUUGUACUGCACUGUAUUUGAUGGGAAAAGUGAUGGUAUAUUGUGAUCACAGUAUGAAAGCUGAGAAGCUCAAUUUCUUUUUAAAUGAGGAAUUAUUUUUAGGCAACAAUCUGUUGUCUUUAAUGUUCCAACCUGCCACAUGUCAGCUGUGAAUCAUUGGCAUUGCAAUGAAUUGACUAAUUGUUUCCUUGUUGAAGGUUGGCAGUGGUGUCAUUUGAGCUAUCUGUGAAACUAAUAUUUAAUCAUGAAUUUACAUUGUGAAAUUAUCUUCUAUAAGAAGCUGUUAGACUUGUGACUAUGUCCUUGUCAUGUAGUAGCAGUUAUUUGAAGUUUGAGAGUACAUAAUGUAUUAAUUGUGGCACUAUGGAACAUUGUUGAGUAAUGUAGAAUGCCUGUUUUUUCUCGUUGUACUGUUUGGUGUACAUAAGGUUUUAUGAAAAAUAUGUUUUGUAAUGUGUAUAAAAUCUUUAUUCCUGUAAUUAUAGUAAAAAGUUUUUAUAAUUGCUGUUACAAGUAGUCUAUGUUACUUUUGUUAAGAUCAAAAUGUUAAAGGAAUAGUAUGAAAACAGCAUAGAAAGAAAUUUCAAAAGCAGUGAACAAAAUGAAAAUGAUUUUAUCCAGUAAUUUAUGUAAACAAUAUUUAAAUUUUAACUGUUUUUUUUUUCUACUAUUUGCAACAGUGGAAUCAUAUUUAUAAAUAUCAUUGUCUUGGGAUUUCAGCUUUCACAAGUCAGUUGCUUAUCUGUAAAGAAAAAAAAUUACAUUGCAAAUUGUUCUAUGAAGUUGUUAGUGAUUUAAUUUCCAGUAGUUUAUUUCAGCGAUUUCAUUUACUGAAUAACCCAUCUGUGCUGGUAUAGGUUUUCCUCAAGAUUAAAGUUUUAUAUAUGUGGAUAAAAGUAUUUUCCAGAUAUUUCUUCCAAGAAGUUGCAAUAAACAUAAAAGUUGGUAUCCGUAUUGACCAUUAAAUGUAGAGUAGUUUUGAGAAGUGCUGCAAAAAGUGAGUGUUACAGAAUGUUGAAUCAUCAUUGCUCAGCCAAAUUGCUGAAGUUGUUCACCACUCAAAAGAACUGUCUGUGAAACUAAUAGCAUCUCCAAAGGAGUGUCAUUUGUCUCUGCCUGCUAAGUGUUGGACUUUUGUUUUUACCACUGCCUUCCAACAGAGAUGUUUCAAUUUUGAAAGUACAAAUGUAUAUUUGUUACUUGAUGUAAUUAGCAUAUACCACAGUCUGUGACUGUGAGAAAAAAAAUGACGGUGUACUUAAUAGUUUUAUACAUGAGUUUUUAAAUGUACAUAUUUUAAAUGUUCCUUUACAUCAACUUUGAAGUGUCAGCAGUAAUCAGUUGUAACAAAAUUCAUCCACAGAAAAAUGAUUUAUUUAUAAUUUGUAAAAAAAAGAAAAAAAUGGUAAAAUAUUAAGACAUUCUUCCUACUUCAGGAAGGCACGAUAGCUUUGUGCCUUACAGAAGAGGUUGUAAAUAAUGAUCAGUGCAGAAAGUUAAAAGCUUCCUUUUUAAUUUAAUUUAUAUAAUGAGCAUUUCUGGGAAUGUGACCACACUAAACAUUUUGUGUGUGGGUGGCAGUCAUAGAGAGCAGUUGGGCUUGAUCAAAGAUAAUGUAGCAGUGUGGCUAGAACAUCAAUUUCUGAGCUAGUAGUUGCCUAUAGGCAGAAUGGAAAGUGCCAGUGAGGGUCAGAAGCAAAGCCAAUAUCAACAUUGGUUAAUGAAAUAAAAUUGAUGUAAGGCUGUGAAGAUAGAAACAGAAUUUAACUGAGAAGUAAAUGAUGUGACUGUAAGGACAGGUGAACACGAAUAAAAAUAAAAUCAGGUGUAAUAAGAGUAUGACAUUUUCUAUGAAUAAAUUUUGUUUGAAAGCUUGAGAUACAUUGUUGGUCUUACAUGUCUGUUUAUCGAUAGCGCUUUGUAACAAUUUUCUUGGUCACUUUCUUUGAUGGUAAUGAUUAAAACUCACACUACCUCUAGCUUUCUUCGCAAUGUAGUAAAUUGAAACACCUUAUGGAAGGUAAUAGGACACAUGUGGAAUGAAUCGAAAACACAGAAGUUGUGUGGAUUCCUUGGAAUAAUAUGCAACUUAAGGAAAUUGCUGAAUACUGUUCCGAAUCUGAGUGUUGAAAUGUGGACACUAGUUUUUCAUUCUUGAUGAAGAGGAAAUUAAAUCUUUGAAUAAGAAAGAUGUUAGCAUAUCAGGCUGAUUUGUUGAGAAGAUAGUUGUAUAUUGUCUGAACGGAAUACUUGGGAAAUCAGUUACAAUGUCCAGUCAAUUAUGUUUGGUGAGAUGAAAUUGCUAACAAGUUUUCAAGAAGCACAAGUUGAUCAUACUGCCACCCUGAAAGGAAAGCCACCCUUGUUGUCAGCUUUUGUAUUUGUCUCCUGUGAGAUUUUCUGUAUUUGAUUAGUGGAGUAAUUACCUAUGCUUUCCUCAUUCUAUAAUCUUACCCAUUAUGUACUAAGUGCACUUGAAUUUUUACGUAAGUGACAACUGCUUAUUCAUUUUUGUAAAGUUUUCCUCUCUCCCUCCCUCCUCAAGCCAGUUAUUCAUGAGUCUUUCUUUCACUAUGUGAAACUAACUCUGCAUCCAGGACUCUAAAUAGUUGUGAGCUUUUGCUGAGAAGGUGGCAAGUUGAAGAAUUGUGGUUACUUUGCAGAAAACACCACAUCCCAGUGAUUUGGCAUCAUUGUUUUGGUAAAUUAUCUUAUCUAACAGUCAUGAUUGGUAAUAUAUUAUGUUGAAUAUUUAUGAAGCAUUAUGAAACUCUCUCUGUGUCGAGUCUACGGAAUGGUAUCUUACUGUCACAUUGUGGACUAAGGAAAUUCUGACGUGAGACAUAAGUAUUUUAAAUUCUGUAUAAUUUGUUUUACACGUCUUCCCUGUUACCGAUCUUGUACAUUGCCUUCAAGAAUUACGUAUAUUUUUUGUAAGUUUUGUUGGAAAUGAGCAAACUAGUGACAUUCCAAAUACCUGCACGGCGAUGUAUUUGGAGUAUAACGAAGAUACUGUUCAUUAGCAAAACUAAUUUACAUACAAAUAACAGAACAUCAAUAUUUUGUUUUGCAAAAUAAUGACAUUAAACAACUUUGUUGAUGUUGCUGCUGAAAUUGCAUUUCCUUGAACCAAAUUUGUAAUAACAUCGCUUUGUUUAAACUAUUUUGAAAUUUUUGGUAUACGAUAUGUUUGUUCCAUACGUUGAAAUAGACUUAAAACUUGUCUGUUGAGAGGGAAUGCGAUUCUUUAUGCACUGUCAUGAAUUUGUCACUGAUAUUUUUAAGUAUCCAAAUGGGUGUGAUGACUUAUAUUAUACAUUAUGUUAAUUUUAACCUAUCCUUUUCAUGGACAAUUACUCUAAGCUGACAGUUCGGCACUGUAUUUGGUAUAUGAUUUUCACAAAGUUGUUCCCUUUACCACCAAUAUGAAAAUUGCAGCUGUUUGUGCUACUGACAUUGGAUGUGUUUUGUGUAUUUAGCACUGUGAAAUA